GCCGCAAACGCACAGAACUCAGCCGCUGGAAAAUAUAAAAAAGUUUCUGAUUCGAGGAUUUGAGCGAAUAUAGGUUGAUACUUGGAAUAUUCUCAUUGAUGAUCACUAUUAUGGAGUUUCAUGAUGGGGUUCAAGAUCUUACUCAUCCUGUGGCAAUAAGGAUUAUUUGAUUGAUUGUCUGCAAUGACAACCUAUCAAGUGCUAAGGAAUACCAUUGCCAGCUGUGUCUUGGCCUGCCAUCGCCCCUCAGUGGACUAAGUGGUGGACUACAAAAUUUGUAGGAUUUAAAUUCAAAUCAGAGCCAUGGGUGACUCCAUGUAUUCCGACUUAAUAGCCAGACACUACAACUUCACAGGGAAGCUCCGGAAAGUGGAGCAGGAUUCCAGACUCAAAGCGGACUCUGUGGUUUUCAUCAUUGUAUGUUGCUUCAUUAUCCUUGAGAAUGUCUUGGUCCUGCUUACUAUUUGGAGGACCAAGAAGUUCCACAAGCCCAUGUACUACUUUAUUGGGAACUUAGCUCUAUCAGACUUGCUGGCUGGUGUGGUGUACACUGCCAACAUCCUGCUGUCAGGUGCCAACACAUACAAACUGACCCCCACACAGUGGUUCUUCCGGGAGGGGAGUAUGUUUGUGGCCCUGGCAGCCUCAGUCUUCAGCCUGCUGGCCAUCGCCAUCGAGCGCCACCUCACCAUGCUGAAGAUGAAGUUGCACAACAAUGGCAACACGUGCCGUGUCUUCAUGCUCAUCAGCACCGUGUGGCUGAUUGCAGCCAUCUUGGGCGGCCUGCCCAUCAUGGGCUGGAACUGCAUCCAGAGCAUGCCCAGCUGCUCCACCGUACUGCCGCUCUACCACAAGACCUACAUCCUGUUCUGCACCACCGUCUUUAGCGUCAUCCUCAUGGCCAUCGUGGUCCUGUACGCGCGCAUCUACGCCCUGGUGCGCACCCGCAGCCGCAAGCUGGUGUUCCGCAAGGUCUCCAACGGCCGCGGCGGGGGUAGCGCUAGCAGUAAGAGCUCGGAGAAGUCCAUGGCCCUGCUGAAGACCGUGAUCAUCGUCCUGAGCUGUUUCAUUGCCUGCUGGGCUCCACUCUUCAUCCUCCUGUUGCUGGACGUGGCCUGUGACAUCCGCAUGUGCGCCAUCCUGUACAAAGCCGAGUGGUUCCUGGCCCUGGCCGUGCUCAACUCGGCAAUGAACCCCCUCAUCUACACGCUCACCAGCAACGAGAUGCGCCGCGCCUUCCUAAAAACGCUCAUGUGCUGCAGUGUCUGCACCCGGCCCUCUGGCAAGUUCUCUCGGCCCAUCAUGGGUGCAGAGUUCAGCCGAAGCAAGUCGGACAACUCGUCCCACCCCAAUAAGGAUGAGCCAGAGUACUCGCCAAGGGAGACCGUCGUAUCCUCUGGGAAUAUCACCUCCUCUUCUUAAAGGGCCUUGUGGACUGUUGUGAGAAAAGUAGCUCCACUGCUUAGGGAAUGUGGAUGUGUGUAUAUAUGUUUUUGCGCAGUGUGCAAGUGUGUGUGUGUGUACAUUAUGUAUAUAUGUGUAUAAGUAGAGUGUGAGUGUUUGUAUGUGGUUUUGUUGCACCGUGGUUGUGUCUAUGUACAGUAUGUAAGUUGCCUCUUCAGUUUCCAUUUGUUUGAUCAUUUCUCAAAGGGUCUGUCUUUGAUGCAUGAGAAGAAACUCAUCAGAAAAAAGGGCUAAACUGGAAGAAAGUGAAUAUCUCUGGACAUCCACUAGCCCAUGCUAGAGAGUAGAACUGAAAGAGUGUUACAGUUUGUGUCCUUCUCCCCCCACACGUUGAGGACUGCCAGCACUGAACUGAAUAUUUUCAUAUUCAAAAGACAAUUUCAUAGGGAAGCACUUACAGUGAGCACCCAAAGUGUAAACCUGACCUCUCAGUAUUGAGUUCAACCAUGUUCUUUUUACAGAUUGAGAAGAAGCCAUUUUAGUCAAAGGUAUUUUGUAUGUAUUUAGUACAGCACUUGUUGUAAAAAGGCUAAUUAAAAACCAUCAACCCAUUAUAGGUGUUUACUGAUUCUCUAAGGUAUUGAUGGAAGUGUGACAAUAGUUAGCAGCAUUUAUUGUUCUUAUUGAAACGUUUAAGAAAUACAAUUAAUGAAGCUCUCGUGUUUCUUCGACUUAACUCUGCAGGCUAGUACAAUGUAAAUUCUACCCCUUGAUUAAGAAUGUAUUUUGUACUUGUAAUUUCUUUUAUUUCACUCUUGUUCGAUAAAGUUAUCUUUGUAGCGAUGCAAUGUAGUAGCAAUAAUAAUUUAUAUUCUGGUUGAUGUGUGACAAAGGUCGUCUUUCUUUUUCCAGUUAUGAUUUCUGUUUCACUGCCUUAAUAAAGGAGGAUUUUGUAGAUACUGUU
This is a messenger RNA of Salvelinus namaycush (lake trout), 2368 nucleotides long. Its product is annotated as sphingosine 1-phosphate receptor 1. Gene Ontology annotation, biological process: angiogenesis; sphingosine-1-phosphate receptor signaling pathway. Gene Ontology annotation, molecular function: sphingosine-1-phosphate receptor activity. Gene Ontology annotation, cellular component: membrane. The record is from RefSeq and is a predicted model, not a curated record. The coding region runs from base 304 to 1422 and encodes 372 amino acids. The transcript is spliced from 2 exons. NCBI's taxonomy places the organism in Eukaryota, Metazoa, Chordata, Actinopteri, Salmoniformes, Salmonidae.